AUGACAACUCACUCUUUGUUAUCGUCUACAUACUUCUUACAAGUUGUCUACUUUAGGAAGUGUGAUGGUAGGCUCAUGUCUCUUCGGCAUCACAACACAUCAUUUGGCCCCCCUUACAAGUCAAUCCAAGCGAAUGACCAAGAAAACUCCUCACAAGAAAAUUUCAGCAAUGUGCAAGGGUCUGCAGCGUGUUUGAUUUUUAGAAGACAAAUCACUCAAAAAGCUCUGCCUGACCACUUUUUGGUGCAGAGAUGGACUACCAUCUUCUCAACUCUUCUAACCUCUUCACAAAACACACAGAACCCUACACUCUCCUCCACUUCCCUUCUUCUUCCCUGCCACCACCACCACCUCUCCUCCCCAUCACCGCCGCCACCACCUCUCCUCCCACAGCCCCUUCGUGCUGCCGCCACCACCACUCCUCCCCCGAACCGCCGCCGCCAACACCUCUCCUCCCACACCCCCGUCGCACCGCCGUUCGUCUCCUCCUACAGGCCGCUGCCACCACCACCUCUCCUCUUCAUAGAUAUCUUGCACCGGACAGUUGGUACGAUCUUCACUUCUACCAUGAUGUGGAGCACGAAAUCUUGCCAAUUUGAAAGAAAACCUAAACAAAUCGCCUUAGAAGUUCACGACGACGAUGAUGACGGAGAUGAUUACCACAGGCCAUCGGAUCUCUCCGAUUCAGACCGGAGAUUCUCUCUCAAUCACCGUCGUUCCACUUCACCAGUCGCCAAUGGUCUCGAUUCGGCUUAUUCGUCUUCAGAGACUGAAAGGUUUGGUCCAACUCUUCUGCUACAGAUGUGGUCCGCAGACUGCAGACAUUUCACCUCUGAAAAAACAAACAGCACCUUAAUGGUUCAAAGCAAUUUGUGAGUGUGAUGGUGUUGGGUUGGGGGUAAUGUGGCCUUUUAUGGUGCACUCACAUCACCGAGAGCCACGUUUAUGUUUUUAAAGUUAAUGCUUUAAAAAAAUUUAUGUACUACAAAUUUAUACAACUUCUAAAAAAAUUGAACCCUCUCAUAAUAGACCAUAUGUGGUCGCCAACACCGCACACCCAUGGUGUCGGUCAUGGACACGAUCUAAAACAAGAUCAAGAAGAACUUUUGGAGCAUUUUUUUAGUUACCGUUUUGUUCCAUACUCUUUCACAUUUAAAGAAGAAUGCAAAGAAAAAAAAAGCCAUGAUAAAAAAACAUGGGAUCUUAGGCCAGUGUUAUGACAAAUAAAUGGAACGGACUAUAGAAACUCAGGUAUAUGUAUCUGACAUUUGGGUCGGUUGCUAUUCAACGGGUUUUAAAUUUGGGCUGCUACCUGGAUAUUGUUCAGGUGCCUACCCCACUUCUGCAUAGGCUGAAUGGGCUUGGGUUAUUGGUUGGGCCGCAUCAAUGCCCCCGACUCGACUAUUCUUUUUCUUUAUAAGAGCAAUUGUUUUAUACCAAACGUUGCACUUGCAAGAAUUUAAACCCACACCACACUAAUAAUCACAUCGUCCUUGAUGUAUUGUUGUAGUCUCCACAAUAAAACCAAAUAAUAACAUUGUUAAUUAUAGUUGACUACAUCCCUCUACACGAAAUCACUUCAGUGUCCUACUAGGUGGGUAUUUCAUCAUAAGCUUGCCUCAAAUUUCUUGUGCCCUUCACACAUGUCGUACUCUUGGGUUUGCAAGUGGUCCUCCAAAGCAUGAUUUAUCAGCAAUAAGAGGUUGCGGGUAGGGUUGCAAACGAAUCGAACAAAAACAAAAAAAAGGCCUUGUUCGUGUUCGUUCGUUAAGGAAAUAUGUGUUCAUGAAUGGUUCCUGAACACUUAUCGAACAAGAUAAGUGUUCGUGUUAGAUCAUCAAGGAAGUGAAGGUGUUGACGAACAGUUCAGAAUUGAAACAAAACGGCGAAAACAACAUAGGCUAGAGGUGGAUGGCGGAGGAAGCAGUGGUAGAACUUGAAGCCAUAAUCGUAAUCGUGAAACGGAGGUCGAUAGUGUUUGUCAGUGUGAAUAUUGAGGAAUAAAUGGGAGCAGUGUAAAAACAAGGUUUCCUAUUUUAAUUGAUUGGAUAAUCUAUUAUGUAUUUCUAUUAUAUAUAAUAAAUGAAAGUAUUUGGGCUUA
This is a messenger RNA of Helianthus annuus (common sunflower), 2101 nucleotides long. RefSeq lists its product as uncharacterized. The transcript is spliced from 3 exons. Lineage: Eukaryota; Viridiplantae; Streptophyta; Magnoliopsida; Asterales; Asteraceae. Bases 1 to 876 code for a protein of 291 amino acids. The record is from RefSeq and is a predicted model, not a curated record.